AAUCCUUCCAACACUCGACUACUUCGCCCGCAUCCCCAGGUUCUAUACAUCUGUCGCGCUCUCUCCCCUUUCUUCCUGCGUCUUUUCAGGUUUUUUUCAUAAGCGCAAUAUUUUGCGCAUCCACUCGUUUUCCUGAAAGCGACACUUACCUUAAUCAACCCGAUAUGACGGAUCGCGUACCUGAAGGCGCACCGCACGCCCCCCUCGACGAAGCUCCCAUUCCGAACAAUGGCGCGCAACCCGCGACACCUGGAUUGAUACGACGACUCGACGCCGCAGAAGAGCUAUGGGUAUGGAAACUGGGUCUAAGGGCGCUGGCGGUUCUCUUGGCCGUGAUUGGAAUUGGCUGCAUGGCGUGGGUAUUCGCAACGAGACCACGGUACGACUUGGAUCGGCCCAUGAUCGGAUACGACGACUCCUACGGCGUCUGGACGCUCGUGACGUUCACUGUCUCUGCCGUCUGGUGCACCACCUGCAUCCUCGUCUUGCUCCUCCGCCGUCCGAACAAACCUGUCCAUCCCGGCGCCGCGGUCGGCAUCGACCUCGUGCUGUGGCUCUCGUACAUCCCGACCGCCAUGCUUGCGCUUUACGAUCUCCUCGACCUCGUGCGGUGGGGCUCGUACGGUUACAUUGAGACAUAUGGUCUUGGUGGUGAUUACAAACAAGCGCCGAACGGGACGUGGGUGUGGGUUCAGGACCAGUACGACUCGUACUAUGGCAGGAACAGGGAGUGCGACGGGCGAUACUCUGCGUUCGAGAACUGCGCCGAACAAGACGCUUUCAUCAACCAACUCUACCUUGCAAAAGCGCAUCGCGAGGCCGUUGAGAAAGUCGGCGUGGCGUGUCAAUUCAUCAAUCUGGCGCUGCAUCUCGCGCUCUUCAUCUGGGCGUGCGUGGAUACGCACCGCAGGAACCGGCGCAAGGUCCACAAGGAUGCGGAGAAGCUGGCGUCGGAUAUCGUCAUGAAGAUGAUCAGGAGUGGUGCGGUUGUGCCGGCGCAGAACCAGGGCUCCAUGCAGCAGCCGUUGCUUCAGAAUCCACACAUGCAUCAGCAAAGCUGGGGCCCCGCGCCGGUGAUGCCUCCACCGGCAGUGCUUGGCCAGGAGAAGGGGGAGGCGGCGAGGUAUGGGUGAAAAGUGAAUGAAUGGAUUAAGGAUUGGGAUGAUAUGAUCAGUGUACUUACUAUGUACGCUACCUAAUGUUUUCUAUGUAAUAUGCUGUGGGCCUGGGAAUAAAGACGGGCCUCGUGUGAUUCCUCUGUCCGCUCAGUGCCAUUUCACGUCUUGAGUACAGUCUCCCCCAUCUUAUUAUCACUGUUCGAUCGAUCUAUAUGUAGAUACAAUGUCCGAUCUCGCAAAGUCGAUACC
Messenger RNA from Westerdykella ornata, 1367 nucleotides. RefSeq lists its product as uncharacterized. Bases 165 to 1133 code for a protein of 322 amino acids. The transcript has a single exon. Lineage: Eukaryota; Fungi; Ascomycota; Dothideomycetes; Pleosporales; Sporormiaceae. The record is from RefSeq and is a predicted model, not a curated record.